UUUUAGAGCACAAGAAAUCCAAUAAUAUUAUUUAUUAAUAAUAUAUCAUACACGCAUCAACAUAAGCUUUAACAAUGUCGAUGUAACCUCGCUUCUCCCCCUUACAUACAUACAUGGUCCGUUCCUUUCCCGUUCGAAGCGCAGAGCGGGAGGAAGUAGCUGCUGUGUUGCCGGUUGUUGAUGUUUCUUGGGGAAGAAGAAGCACCACAGGAUGGACAUGGCGACGUGUUUGAAGUCUCUGUUGCUGGCUAUCCAGCAGUACAGAUGCGGCAGGACUGCGCAGAACACAGCGCAGCUCCUGAAACAAGUGGAGGAGGUGUCAGGCCUUAAAUGUGACCAGCUGUUGUCCUCAGGCCAGGCUCUGCCCCGUGAGUGUGUGAGUGGGCUGGUGGAGCUGGCUGGAAACCCAAACACUAGCCCAACCCUGACAAGCUCCACCAUCUCCCUGCUGGCACAGCUAGCCUGUGAUGAUGACAAUCGGGAGAUUCUUCACAGCAGCUACAACCUCACCAGCACCCUGGCGUCUGUCAUCCACUGCCACAGCGCCACACCUGGUGAGCCCGUGGUACUGCAGUGUUUGCAGGUGCUGCAGAAACUGACUUACAACACUCGCGUCUUCCAGUCUACAAACUACAUCCAUGAGCUCAUCACUUUCCUCAUGACGAAUAUCCAGUCUCACAAUGACGACAUCAUCAUGCCGUGUCUCGGCCUCAUGGCCAACCUGUGUCGAGACAACCACUCAGUGCAGAGCCACAUCAAGUCUCUGGACAACGUGAAGCCGUUCUAUCGUACUCUGAUCAACUUCCUGGCUCACAACAGUCUGACUGUGGUUGUGUUCACGCUCUCCAUCCUGGCCAGCCUCACUCUGAGUGAGAAGGUUGGAGAGAAGCUGUUUGAUGCAACAAACAUCCACCAGACUUUCCAGCUUGUGUUCAACAUCCUCGUGAACGGUGACGGCACCCUGACGAGAAAAUACUCCGUCGACCUUUUGGUUGACUUGUUGAAGAACCCUAAGAUAGCGGAUCACCUCACCAGGUACCAGCACUUCUCAGCAUGUGUGUCUCAAGUUUUAGGACUGCUGCAAUCUAAAGACCCCGACUCUGCAGUGAAGGUGUUGGAGCUUCUCCUGGCGAUGUGCAGCGUGUCAGGGCUGCGUUCGCUGCUGUGCGAGGUGGUUUUCAGACCAGCGGCACCCAAACUCAGAGCAGCAGGCCGCCGGCAGGGGGCCGGACCGGACGGUGGGCGCAAAGCCGAGUCCGGGCUCGCCCUGGUGCAGUGGCUGAGCUCGCCUGUGGAGGGCGCUGAGUCCUGCUCGCUCCAGGCCCUGCAGCUGCUGAAUGAGCUGCUCGAGGAGGCGUUGGGAGCAGAGUGUGUGUCUGACUGUGUGCUGAGCUUCGUAGAAAUGUUACUCCCCGUCCUGUUGGGGCUGCUGAGGGGCCUCGACGCUGCUCAGCGAGACGCUCACCUGAGAAAACACUGCCACCGCAUCACACACGUGACCAGCCUGCUGCUCAAUAUCCUUCACCUGCCUGCU
Cottoperca gobio is the source of this 1534-nucleotide messenger RNA. RefSeq names its product cellular inhibitor of PP2A (gene cip2a). The annotation marks the transcript as partial. The transcript is spliced from 11 exons. The record is from RefSeq and is a predicted model, not a curated record. Lineage: Eukaryota; Metazoa; Chordata; Actinopteri; Perciformes; Bovichtidae.